AUGCCGCCCGCGGGAUCUCCAGCCACGCUCUUCGCGUCCUCUCCGCGCUCGUACGGGAGCAUAGACAACAGAGAGCAACCGACCGUUCACGAAUACACUGAAGAGGCAGGAAACCCUUUCAAGGACAUCCCCAGCCCCACAGAGAGCUGCUCAUCAACCUGCUAUCAAACCCCUAGGGCCGAUCGGUUCUCACACACACUGCCUACCAUUAGCCUCCCAGGACGCCAGACGUCCUUCUCCAAGAAAGACGCUGCGACGCUUCUGGAAGAAGAUACAACACGAGCAACCCAACAUCAAACCGUGAUCCUAUCUCCCACAGAGAAAAUGGAGAAAAUAGAGAAAAUGCCACAUACAGAUCACCCCUUUAUCGCGGAAUUCCUCCCUCUUCCACCGACGCCCGCGAUAAUCUCCCAACAGGCCUCUGACGACCGCUACUUCAUCCCCACCAGAGAACUCCCAAUGCCGCAGCGCGGUUGCUGCGCGCAGCUCGGCUUCCUACUCGUCACCCUCUGCCCCAUCCUCAUCGUCCCGCUCUUCUGCACCUUCGCGCUCCUCGGCCUCUGGAUCCCAAAAUCCGGCGGCGAAAACGCCCUUGCGCUGCUGCCUCAACUGACGGCGCCUGGUGUCACCAUGACGUUGAUUCCCGUGCCGACGGAGACUAUCACUCGGACUGUGUGGCCUACAAGCAGCGCCCUCGUAGAGAGCACGAGCAUCGUGGUCGACGACCCGGCGAUUUCUAUAUAUCCUGAUGCUGUGCGUCCUAAGGGAGGGCUAUCUCCUUAA
This is a messenger RNA of Histoplasma mississippiense, 783 nucleotides long. RefSeq lists its product with no specific name. The transcript has a single exon. The record is from RefSeq and is a predicted model, not a curated record. NCBI's taxonomy places the organism in Eukaryota, Fungi, Ascomycota, Eurotiomycetes, Onygenales, Ajellomycetaceae. The coding region runs from base 1 to 783 and encodes 260 amino acids.